AUGCCUUCCUCGACUGACUAUCUUCACCCCUCGGACCAACCAGGUGUCCCUGGCGAGUUCUCCGACUCUGAUGACGACUUGAACUUAGAAGAGCUUGAUCCCAACACGGCGCGUCCUUUAUCCUCCCGAACAUCCCGAGACUACACCAGCCCGAAGAGAAGCUAUGGACCAGGGAUCGCACUGCGGAAUCUACGUGUCGGUGUGGGAAGUCGGUGGAGACGCAGCGCGUCCGGGCGAGGAGAGUCGGGGGAAGAAGAUACGGAUGCGUUGCUGGAGGAUCCAGAUGAAGAUGGAAUACGAAGAUCGCAUGACAAUUUACGGCGCAUGACGAAUGACGAUGCGCCGCUCCUCGACCGCAGGGCUUCGACCCGCCUGUUUACGGACGACGAACAAUCACAGAAAGGUAGUCGGUUCAGUUUCCCCGUCUUCAAGAGGCCUCGAUUUCUGCAAGAUGCUUCGGCUCGAUUUGGAAAUAAUAGCAGCAACGAUUCAGACAAGCCUCCCCGAGAGGUACUCGUCGCGCAAUACCAGGCCACCAAAUACCCGCCCAAUGUGGUCUCGAACGCCAAGUACACCCCCUGGAGCUUCCUACCUCGAACCCUGUACAACGAAUUUUCCUUCUUUUUUAACAUUUAUUUCCUUUUUGUCGCUUUGUCGCAGAUUAUCCCUGUGCUGCGAAUCGGUUAUAUGUCCUCAUAUAUUGCACCCUUGGCUUUCGUGGUCUCGAUCUCCCUCGGGAAGGAGGCGCUCGACGACAUUGCGCGACGACGACGCGAUGCAGAGGCAAAUUCAGAGGAGUAUUGUGUUUUGUCGGUUGGGAGGUCCAACUUCAUGGAAAUCACAAAAAGAUCGAGGGAUUUGAAAGUGGGGGACGUCCUCAAAGUCCGAAAAAACCAGCGUCUUCCGGCCGAUGUCGUGAUUUUGAAAACUGUCUCGAAUGAUUCCGGCUCUACGCGCCAAAGCUCUGUGCCCGGGGGAAGUGUCCCCGGGUCCUCCACCGACCUGCUCGAAUCAGAUCAAGGGCCAUCCGAACCUGCUGCCGCUACUGCUACCGGUACCAGUACUGGGGAUACCGCGGGUACUUCCUCUGCCAGCGAUACCUUCAUUCGGACUGAUCAGUUGGACGGCGAGACGGAUUGGAAACUCCGUUUACCUUCCGUUUUGUCUCAAACUCUGCCUUUAAGCGAUUUUACUCGACUGAAGAUCAACGCAAGUGCUCCCGAUCAUAGGGUCAACGACUUUGUGGGCGCGAUCGAGCUAGGUCCCCCUACUGGCUUCUAUGAUACACACGUCGACAAAGCUUCUGGCCCACAGUCGCAAGAUGCGGGAAACCUGGAUGGCGAGAAUCAAACCGCCAGCUCGGCUCCAUUGACAAUUGACAACACUGCUUGGGCCAAUACCGUCCUUGCUUCAAACACCGUCACCUACGCCGCCAUCAUCUACACUGGAUCACAAACCCGAGCUGCCCUUUCGACUUCCCCCUCGCGGUCUAAAGUUGGCUUGUUGGAAUACGAAAUCAACAAUUUGACGAAAAUUUUGUGUGUCUUGACUCUCACUUUGUCGAUUGUGCUGGUCGCCUUGGAGGGGUUCCAGCCGACGAAUGACAAACAGUGGUACAUUGCCAUUAUGAUCUACCUCAUUCUCUUCUCGACCAUCAUUCCCAUGAGUCUGCGCGUCAAUUUGGAUAUGGCCAAGACAGUGUACGGCCGAUUCAUUGAACGCGACAAGGACAUCCCGGACACAGUGGUCCGGACGAGCACAAUCCCGGAGGAUCUGGGAAGAAUUGAGUACCUUCUCUCAGACAAAACCGGGACUCUGACUCAGAACGAAAUGGAAUUGAAGAAGAUCCACGUGGGUACAGUCUCCUACGCUAACGAAGCGAUGGAUGAGGUUGGGUCAUUCAUUCGUCAAGGCUUUGCCGGAAACACAUUGACCACUCCGUCGACUAUCUUUGGGACUCAAGCCGGUGCUGCUGCUGCACCUCGGACCAGGCGAGAAAUUGGCUCCCGGGUACGAGACCUCCUUUUGGCUCUUGCCCUUUGUCACAAUGUUACACCAACCACCGAGGAGAAAGAUGGACAGAAAGUUACAACCUACCAGGCAUCAUCUCCAGACGAGAUUGCCAUCGUUCGGUACACCGAGGAGGUUGGGUUGAAGUUGUCUUACCGCGACCGACAAAGCGUGGUUCUCGAAUCGACUGACUCCAAGCAAGUCGUAGUGCGGGUUCGCAUUCUCGACAUCUUUCCAUUCACGUCCGACAGCAAACGAAUGGGUGUCAUUGUUGAAUUCCAGCACGAUGAAAACAUGCUUGACUCGUCGAGCAAAGAAGGCCGAGAGAUUUGGUUUUAUCAAAAGGGUGCAGACACAGUUAUGUCCUCCAUCGUUGCAGCAAAUGACUGGUUGGACGAGGAGACGGCGAAUAUGGCUCGCGAAGGUCUGCGGACUUUGGUUGUGGGACGAAAAAGACUUUCUGUCCAACAAUAUCAGGAGUUCUCGGCCAAAUACAAACAGGUAUAUCUGUCUCUCCAAGGGCGGGAUGCCGGCAUGGCCAAAGUUGUCGGGGAAUAUCUCGAACGGGACCUCGAACUUCUAGGAGUAACAGGUGUGGAGGACCGACUGCAGCGAGAUGUCAAGUCAUCUCUCGAACUGAUGCGCAAUGCGGGCGUGAAAAUUUGGAUGCUAACAGGAGACAAAGUCGAGACUGCGCGUUGUGUCGCCAUUUCUGCGAAACUCGUCUCCCGAGGCCAGUAUAUCCACACCGUUUCCAAGGUGACAAACAAGUCCGCCGCCCAGGAGGCGCUAGACUUUCUGCGCAAUAAGACCGACUGCUGUCUACUGAUCGAUGGCGAGUCCUUGGCGCUGAUGCUGAGCCAAUUUCGAUCUGCGUUCGUCUCUGUUGCCGUUCUCCUACCCGCUGUGAUUGCAUGCCGAUGCUCUCCAACUCAAAAGGCCGAGGUCGCGAAUUUGAUUCGCCAACACACGAAAAAGCGCGUUUGCAGUAUAGGUGAUGGUGGAAACGACGUUUCCAUGAUUCAGGCGGCGGACGUCGGAAUUGGCAUCGUGGGCAAAGAAGGCCGGCAGGCAUCCUUGGCCGCGGACUUCAGCAUCACCCAGUUCCACCACCUCACCAAGCUCCUGGUAUGGCACGGUCGCAACUCGUACAAGCGAUCGGCCAAGCUGGCACAAUUUAUCAUGCAUCGUGGCUUGAUCAUCAGUGCGUGUCAAACGAUGUACAGCAUCGCCAGCCACUUUGAUCCCAAGGGCUUAUUCAUCAACUGGCUCCUGGUGGGCUACGCGACUGUCUACACCAAUGCACCCGUUUUCUCGCUCGUCUUUGACUGCGAUGUGGACGAGCGACUUGCGAAUCUCUACCCCGAAUUAUAUAAGGAGCUGAAAACAGGCAAGAGUUUGAGCUACCGCUCGUUUUUUACCUGGGUGCUUAUUUCGGUCUAUCAGGGUGCAGUCAUCCAGGGGUUGUCCCAGAUCUUGUUGAACACAGUCACAGGCCCGCAGCUGAUCAGCGUGUCUUUCACGGCUCUUGUACUCAACGAGCUGGGGAUGGUCGCUAUUGCAAUCACGACCUGGCAUCCGAUCAUGAUUUUCUGUUUGGUCGGCACCGCCCUUCUGUACGGGGGCAGCAUCCCGUUCCUGGGAGACUACUUUGAGCUCCGCUACGUGAUCACUCUCGGGUGGCUGUGGCGUGUUAUUGCCGUAUUAGCCGUUUCGUUGAUUCCGGUCUGGGCUGGAAAGCUGAUCAAGCAAUCCUGGAGCCCACCGAGUUACCGGAAGGUACGUGGUUGA
Penicillium alfredii is the source of this 3801-nucleotide messenger RNA. RefSeq names its product aminophospholipid-translocating P4-type ATPase NEO1. Gene Ontology annotation, molecular function: ATP binding; magnesium ion binding; ATPase-coupled intramembrane lipid carrier activity. The record is from RefSeq and is a predicted model, not a curated record. The coding region runs from base 1 to 3801 and encodes 1266 amino acids. Gene Ontology annotation, cellular component: endosome; plasma membrane; trans-Golgi network. Gene Ontology annotation, biological process: phospholipid translocation; retrograde vesicle-mediated transport, Golgi to endoplasmic reticulum; endocytosis. Lineage: Eukaryota; Fungi; Ascomycota; Eurotiomycetes; Eurotiales; Aspergillaceae. The transcript has 2 exons.